AUGCCUCGCACACGCCCCAACAUCAUCAUCACCGGUACACCGGGUGUUGGCAAAUCCAGCCACUGCGAAUCGCUCGCCGAGGCCACGGGCCUGACACACCUCUCGGUCAACCAGGUUGUCAAGGAAAAGGCGUGCCACGAGGGCUACGACGAUGAGCUGCAGACGUGGAUCGUCGAUGAGGACAAGCUGCUGGACGAGAUCGAGCCGCAGCUGGAGCUGGGCGGGAAUAUCAUCGAUUGGCAUGUGUGCGAGGUGUUCCCUGAGCGCCUGGUGGACCUGGUCGUAGUAUUGCGCGUGGAUUCGCAACUGCUUUAUGAUCGGUUGAAGGCGAGAAAUUACCCAGAACAAAAGUUACAGGAAAACCUCGACUCGGAGAUCAUGCAAGUGAUCCUCGAGGAGGCGCGCGAAUCCUACAGUCCGGAGAUCGUGAUCGAGCUGCGCAGCGACAACGCCGACGAGAUCGACAGCAACGUCGAGAGGAUAACACAGUGGGUCAAAGCCUGGGAGUCCGACCAUCCCGCGGGUGUAUAG
Messenger RNA from Tricharina praecox, 531 nucleotides. RefSeq names its product AAA domain-containing protein. The record is from RefSeq and is a predicted model, not a curated record. Lineage: Eukaryota; Fungi; Ascomycota; Pezizomycetes; Pezizales; Pyronemataceae. Gene Ontology annotation, molecular function: ATP binding; AMP kinase activity; ATP hydrolysis activity. The coding region runs from base 1 to 531 and encodes 176 amino acids. Gene Ontology annotation, cellular component: nucleus; cytoplasm. The transcript has 4 exons.